Messenger RNA from Nothobranchius furzeri (turquoise killifish), 3304 nucleotides. RefSeq names its product engulfment and cell motility 2 (gene elmo2). Gene Ontology annotation, biological process: cell motility; actin filament organization. Lineage: Eukaryota; Metazoa; Chordata; Actinopteri; Cyprinodontiformes; Nothobranchiidae. The record is from RefSeq and is a predicted model, not a curated record.
UUAGUUCUCACAGACCAACACAUUCUCUCACCCUGACAGAUGCAGUGUGAUGUUCUAGGAGCAGAAACGCUUGCGUUGGGUCCACAGCUGGAGAGGGGAAGGGUCUGCCUCAUUUGCAGACGGUGACAUUUACAUCGUGUCCCGCCUACAAGGCGUGGAGUCGUGCGUGCCUCAUUUCCACUAGUCUCUCACCGGGGAUAAGAGACCGACUAUAGAUGGCGCAGAUACGGGAGGUUUUCUUUUCUCUUCUCCUGUAGGUUGUUAGCGAUAAGGCAGCCAUGCCCCCCCCAGCUGACAUUGUGAAGGUUGCCAUAGAAUGGCCCGGUGCCAACGCUCAGCUCAUAGAGAUGGACCAGAAGAGACCUUUGUCCUCUAUUAUUCGGGAGGUGUGUGAUGGCUGGUCUCUGUCAGGCUCCGAGCAGUUUGCCCUGCGUUACGCUGACGGUCCACAGCUUUAUAUCACCGAGCAGAGCCGCUGUGACAUUAAAAAUGGGACCAUCCUUCGAUUAGCAAUUUCCCCCGCUCGUGCUGCUCGUCAGCUGCUGGAGAGGAUCCAGUCUCAUGGGAUUGAUGCUCGCCUUGAGGCUCUAAAAGAGCUCGCCAAGUUGUCCGCAGACCCGACCUUUGCCACAGAGUUCAUAAACAUGGAGGGCAUUGGGACUCUGGCUCGCCUUGUAGAAAGUGGCACCCAUUUUGGGGAAAUGCUGGCCUUCACGCUCACCGCUUUCCUGGAGCUGAUGGAUCACGGCAUUGUGUCAUGGGAUCUUAUCUCCCUCUCCUUUAUCAAACAGAUUGCAGGCUACGUGAACCAGCCCAUGGUGGACGUGUCCAUCCUGCAGCGCUCUCUCGCCAUCCUGGAGAGCAUGGUGCUGAACAGCCACAGCCUGUACCACCGCGUGGCCCAGGAGAGCACCGUGGGACAGCUCAUCGGGCACCUGCAAGUGUCAAAUCAGGAAAUCCAGACAUACGCCAUCGCUCUCAUCAAUGCUCUUUUCCUGAAGGCCCCAGAGGACAGACGGCAGGAAAUGGCGAGCACUUUGGCUCAAAAACACCUGCGGUCCAUCAUCCUAAAUCAUGUCAUCAGAGGGAAUCGACCAAUCAAAGCUGAAAUGGCACAUCAGCUGUAUGUGCUGCAGGUCCUGACCUUUAACCUCUUGGAGGAAAGAAUGAUGACCAAAAUGGACCCUAAUGAUCAGUCUCAGAGAGACAUCAUUUUUGAGCUUCGUCGGAUCGCCUUUGAUGGAGAAAGCGAUCCCACCGGUACGGAGAAGAGGAAAGCCAUGUACACCAAGGACUACAAGAUGCUAGGAUUCACUAACCACGUGAACCCAGCCAUGGACUUUACCCAGACUCCUCCUGGGAUGCUGGCCUUGGAUAACAUGUUGUAUCUGGCUAGAGUGCAUCAGGAUACUUACAUCAGGAUCGUGCUGGAGAACAGUAGCCGGGAGGAUAAACAUGAAUGUCCGUUUGGUCGCUGCGCCAUCGAGCUCACUCGAAUGUUAUGUGAAAUACUUCAAGUCGGAGAACUACCAAAUGAGGGUUGUAACGAUUACCACCCCAUGUUCUUCACCCAUGACCGAGCCUGGGAGGAGUUCUUCUGCGUCUGCAUUCAGCUGCUCAAUAAAACCUGGAAGGAGAUGAGAGCUACUGCUGAGGACUUCAAUAAGGUGAUGCAGGUGGUUCGUGAGCAGAUCACCAGGGCUCUGGCCAUGAAGCCGUCAUCCAUAGACCAGCUGAAGAAUAAACUGCGCGGACUCAACUACUCAGAGAUUCUGCGUCUGCGGCAGUCGGAAAGAAUGAGCCAGGAUGACUUCCAGUCCCCACCUAUCAUAGAGCUGCGGGAGAGAAUUCAGCCUGAGAUAUUAGAGCUCAUCAAACAACAGCGACUCAACCGGCUGUGUGAAGGAAGCUGCUUCCGGAAGCUGGGCAACCGUCGAAGGCAAGAGAAGUUUUGGUUCUGCAGGCUCUCCCUUAAUCACAAAGUGCUGCACUACGGAGACUUAGAUGAGUCACCUCAGGGUGAAGUGCCUUUUGAGCUGCUGAGUGACAAGAUUCCCAUCUCCGAUAUAAAGUCUGUGCUGACAGGGAAGGACUGCCCUCAUAUGAAAGAGAAAAGUGCUCUAAAACAAAACAAGGAGGUGCUGGAGUUGGCCUUCUCUGUCCUCUACGAUCCAGACGAAACGCUCAAUUUUGUUGCGCCCAACAAGUAUGAGUACUGCAUCUGGACCGAUGGUCUCUGUGCGCUGUUGGGCAGAGAAAUGGGCAGUGACCUGACACGCAGCGACCUAGAUACCCUCAUGAGCAUGGAGAUGAAACUCCGCCUCCUUGACCUUGAGAACAUCACAAUCCCUGAAGCUCCACCUCCGGUGCCAAAGGAGCCUAGCUCUUACAACUUCACCUACAACUACAGCUGAGAUGUGUGAAUGUUUACGUGUGCAUGUAUAUGUAGGAAAACGGACGGGUUUUAUGAUGAGUUUAGCUGCAUACGCACACCCCUGAAAAGGCGUUUUCCCCCUCUUAAAGGUUUUUGUGUUUGUGACGCCAUCAUGGUUGGCAGAUGAGAAUAAUCAAUACAAAAACUACAGAACAGAUUCACUGAAUAGUUCAGUCUCAAAGCAGUUUUUAAUAUUUAUUUUUUCUGAUUUAAAUAGAAACAAAAUUGGAAUAAAAGGAUCACAAUUUGCAAAUGAACUUUCACUUUCUUUGUCAGAUGAAAUGAAACUUGUGUUUAGUGUCCAUGGCAACUGAGAAUGAAAUAGCUGCAUUUUAACUUUUGUGUUUACUCAAACACUCCCUCCAUUUUUAAAGAGGAACGGAAAAUGAUCAGUUCUACAUUAAUAUUGUCAUCUCAUCAAGAACUCAGUGAUGAUUCAGGGCCAGGAUGGAGGGAAAUCUCUUCAUAAGGCUCUUUGUCCAUUGGGCUGGGAAAUGUGUUGGCAGUGCUUUCAUUUUCCUGAGCUAUUAAAGUCUGUAAAUGGGCCUAGAACUGGUCCAGUCACCGGUGCUGAAACCUUUAGUAUCUUCAAAUUCAGAUUGCACGUUCUAAAGUCGUUAUUGAAUGUCCUGUUUUUCAGCUCUAAUUCUGACUGAAUCUGUAACAGUUACUGGCUCGGUGCUGGCAGCGAGCGGAUGCCAGAACACAGCUGAGUCCUGCUGGCCCAGCCUCAACUGGACAAGAUCCUCUACAUUUAUUUUGCCAAAUAUUGUCACUCACUUGCUUCAUCAUACAAAUGCACCGUUUCUUCCACAGUUCUACAACAUAAACCCAUUCAUUAAAUAAAUACAUCAGAAUUACGUGUGAUAA